Molecule: messenger RNA, 1444 nt
Organism: Owenia fusiformis
Lineage: Eukaryota; Metazoa; Annelida; Polychaeta; Sabellida; Oweniidae
Source: the annotation of a GenBank genome assembly
CACUUAAGUUUUACAUGCUAUGUGCAGUCACUAACGCUAGCUCGAGGUCGCGUUAACUAUUUUCAGUUUCUUUUUGUAAAGCUGAAUGGCAUGUAGUACAUGAUAUUUUGAUCUGUUUGGAAAAUAUAAAGCAUCAGGAUUGUGAUAAAACUAGAAUUGUUCUUCAGUUUAAGUUAUAUAGAGAUGGCAGUUCCAGUUGUGAGGAAGACUAAGCUACAAAACGCAACAUUGAAGGCCCCGGGGAUCUCGUAUGACAUGUGUCACAUGAACGAACGACUAAUCAUAGUAAUACCUGGGAAUGGAGUCGCAAGGCUUUAUGAUGACAACCUUAAUCCUGCGGAAGUACGCUACGAAACAGGAGUCAAGUCACCAAUGAAAUACACGUUUAACGUACCUAAUUCACAACUGAAUUAUGUGGCCCAAAUAAGCAAUGGAAAAGUCAUAUUCGCGACUGACAACAAGAAAAAACUUUUGAUUGUGAAAAACGUACAGGAUGGCGCCAAUGCUGACGAGGGUAGAGUGGAGGUCACGCUAAACUUCCUGAAAGAUCCCAGAGGUUUAGCUGUGUUUCCAGGUGGAACAAUUGAUGACUUCAGGCUUGCUAUAUGUGACUGCGUGGAAAACUGUGUAUUUGUAAUACGUUUUGUAAAUGGUAUCUAUGAUGGUGGGGUUCCUAUGGUCAUUGGAAAGGGAGAGCUCGCUUCACCUAAUUAUGUUGCAGUUCAACAACUUGGAAAUGAAGUAAGGCUGGUUGUUACCGAUUUGAUGAGAAAAGCUCUAUUUGUUUUCCAUGAGCAAGGUGCCAUACGUAAUACGGUUUAUUCCUGUGAUGGAGUAGAUCUAGACCGACCUCAUGGUAUUUGUAUCGAUAGGGGUGGCAGCAUAAUAUUUGCAGAUAGUGGUAACAACCGCGUUGUUCAGCUGAAUCCAGAUUGUACCUUCAACCGUGUUCUGCUCAACAAAGACAACGCACCUGACAUGAACGAGCCCUGCGGCAUUAUGAUAAAGCAGGAGACAGGCGAAGUAAUGGUAGGUGAUGCAAAAUGUGAUAUUUUCACUGUUCAGUACAGAGAAGCAAAUGAAAAUCUAUAAGAACAUCAAGAAAGUAUUGAGACAAUUUGAGAACAAAUGCUCGUAUACGAGUGGUGAUACAAAAGUAAUGGACACACUUUUAUGUAAGACAUAUAAAUAUUAUUCACGGAUAGCUAGGCAUGAAAUAUAUCCUUGCUAAUCAGAACACAGUAUAGCCACCCAAGAUAAGUGCUUAGGUAGGCCAAAAUGUUGACCUUGCAAAAAAGGAUCCUGUGUUUAGUGGUCAAAAUCUUCAGCUCCUUAUGUUUGAAAAGAAUUAAAGCACAUGGCUAAAUGAAUUGUGGGUAACUUAAUGCACUCGUGUAAUCUAAUAUAAACACUCGUGUCUGCUUACAAGGAUGUUUAAUAGCUA